UGACGAUGAUGGGAGUAUAUAAACGGGUUCCUCUCCAUUUUUCUCAGUUGUUUAUUUUUGGAGGUGACAGAGUACGUGCUGCGACGCCUCCUCCUCCUCCUCCUCCUCGUUCUCGUUCUCAUCUACGGUUCCUCAGCCACACCUGACAUCAUGAAGUCGUUGCUGGUCCUCACUUCGGCCGCUUUGCUGAUGUCCUUCGUCAGCGGAAGACCUCAAGGCUUUGGCGGGUUCGGUGGACACGGGGGCUUCGGCAGUGGCAGCCAUGAACACGGGGGCUUUGGAGGACACGGGGGCUUCGGCGGUGGCAGCCAUGAACACGGGGGCUUUGGAGGACACGGGGGCUUCGGCGGUGGCAGCCAUGAACACGGGGGCUUCGGAGGUUUUGGUGGACACAGUGGCGAACAUGGUGGCUUUGGUGGUUUUGGUAGUCACGAACAAGGUGGCUUUGGUGGUUUUGGUAGUCACGAACAUGGUGGCUUUGGCGGUUUUGGUGGGCAUAACGGUGGUUUUGGCCUCUUUAACGGCUUUGGUGGAUUCGGUGGACAAGGUUUUCCCCACGACCACGGUUUCUUCUUUGGGAGAAAAUGAUAGCGGCGGUAAGACAGCGACGACGACCACUUUUUUGGACCUUUCGGGGGAGAUUACGGAAGAUAAGAGGCGCCUGUCCUUCCCAUAUCACGUUCCUGUGUGUGUGUUUGUCUCGCAGCACCUCCCUUUCUCUCUUCCUCGUGGACGUUGGAAAAAAAGUCUCUGAUAUGUUUGGAGAAAAGGAAAAAAAGGUAUAUACGUCUCUGAUAUGUUAAAAAAGGUACAAAAAAGUCCUUGCUAUGUUUGGAGAAAAGGAAAGAAAAAGUCCCUGAUAUGUAUGGAGAAAAGGAAAGAAAAACCGUCCCUUAUAUAUUCAAAAAGGUACAAAAAAAGUCCCUGAUAUGUUUGAAGAAAAGGAAAAAAAUACGUCCCUUAUAUAUUUAUAAGAAGGUAAAAAAAGAAAAAACUCCCUGAUAUGUUUGAAAAAAAGGGAAAAAAAGUACGUCCCUGAUAUGUUCAAAAAGGUGCAAAAAAAAGUCCCAGAUAUGUUUGAAGAAAAGUAUAAAACAAGUUCCAAAUAUGUUCAAAAUAGGUAAAAAAAAAAAAAAAAGGAAAAUGUCCCUGAUGUCUUCUAAUAUAUUUCCCGGGUCAUUUGAUGUGUCUGUUUGGUUUUGUGUUUAUUGUUACCACAGAAUUAUGUUACUGGUGUUAUGUGUGUAUUGCUAAAAAGGUUCCGAUUGCUUGAUAUAUAGACAGACCUCGGUUUGCUUGUUAGUGUUGGAUACGCUAUGAAAGCCAUGUUAAGUAAGUAAGCAAUGUUGGGAGCAUCAUCUUCGUCGCAUUAAACCCUUGAGCCUGUGGUAGGAAGAGCUGAAAUCUGUCGGAAAAAAAUAUAUACAAAACACACUAUCAUAAGUUGUCAAUGGGCGUUUAUUCUUCCCAUACUGAACUCGAGGUUGAAAUAAAGUGCGUUGUCAACAUCUA
Eriocheir sinensis (Chinese mitten crab) is the source of this 1512-nucleotide messenger RNA. RefSeq lists its product as uncharacterized. Bases 151 to 588 code for a protein of 145 amino acids. The transcript is spliced from 4 exons. The record is from RefSeq and is a predicted model, not a curated record. Lineage: Eukaryota; Metazoa; Arthropoda; Malacostraca; Decapoda; Varunidae.